Molecule: messenger RNA, 1498 nt
Organism: Medioppia subpectinata
Lineage: Eukaryota; Metazoa; Arthropoda; Arachnida; Sarcoptiformes; Oppiidae
Source: the annotation of a GenBank genome assembly
UUUGACUUUCAAAUUUUUCCCGAUAAAAGUGGUCACUGCGGUCAAACCAGAGGUCACUUGACCAUAUGUAGUAUAUCACUCGAUUCCUUAGAGAAACAACAAAUUAAGAAAAUAUACUUACUUCAACCGUGGUUAAAACUGACAAUGAAGUUAACACAUAUACUAAUGCUCGGCAGUUGCCUCGCCGUUUACGGCAACUGCAAGACCAUUGAGGUGUCCACCGCUGACCAACUGCACAGCGCACUGUCAUCGGUAACGCCGGGCGAUAGCAUACAUAUGGCCGCCGGCGACUACACGGGCACAUUCACGGCCACCCGAUCGGGCACAGCCUCGGCACCCAUUACCCUAAAGGGACCGAAAAAAGCGGUCCUAUCGGGACCUAAGUAUGCCUUUUGGCUAAGAGCAGACCAUUGGGUGCUCCGGGGGUUUUCGAUGGCCAAUUCAAUUAUGGGUCUCGUACUGGAGGGCGCCUCCCAUAACCUGUUGGACGACAUCGAGUGCUAUAAUAGCCGUCAAGAAGGCGUCCAUUUCCGGAUGAAUAGCACCGAUAAUAUACUGCAAAACUCCUAUAUUCACGACACCGGCAAAGGAGAGGGUGACUACUAUAAAGGCAGAGGAGAGGGCGUGUAUAUCGGUCUGUCUCACAACAACUGGGUGGACAACAAGGUGGACAUGAGUGACCGCAAUCAGAUACUGAACAACCGGAUCGGUCCGGGAGUGACCGCCGAAUGCAUCGAUGUUAAAGAGGGCACAAACAACGGCGUAAUCCGAGGCAAUCAUUUUGACGGCACCGACAUUAAGGGCAUUCAUUCGGCCGACUCCUGGGUUGACGUGAAGGGCGAGUCGUAUACCAUCGAAGACAAUACCGGCGAACACAGCAUUUACGAUGGCUUUCAGAAUAUUCUGAAUAUUCACUUUGGCCACGGCCCAGACAACAUGGGCAGUUGUAACAAUACCAUCGUUAAAAAUGUGUGCCACGGCCUGGCUAAGAAUGGCACCUGUGUGCGAAGUAGCACAAUUCUGGAUAACAAAGAAAUGUCUGAAUGGGGAACAUCUGUCAACACAACUACUGUUGACAUCAAUACUAUUAAGUUAUUUCACGUUUUCGAUGACAUCAAUGGCUAUAAUGUAUUUUGCGGUAAUUCUCACACACUUGUGGUUACCGGUGAUGACUGUGUCUACGGAUGGGCGUAUAAAAUACGUGGUGUUUAUUGUUACUACGAUUUCUCGUUUGCCGUCACAACUGAUGGCCGAGUCUUCAGUUGGGGUCAAAAUAAUUGCCAUUUGGGACACAAUAUAUUGGAUAAUGUGUGUUCGACUGGAGAUCAAAAUAACACUGAAAUAAGUGAUUAUAAACGCUUUUACGAUGAGUUGUGUGCAUUGGGUUUGGGAUGUUUUGGCACUGUUUUCAAAAUUAAACAUAAAGGCAGUGGAAAUGAAUACGCGAUUAAAAUCAUUGAUAACAUAAACUGUAAGUAAAUUUAUUACUUAAUAUGAA